Messenger RNA from Dermacentor andersoni, 2570 nucleotides. RefSeq names its product sterol-4-alpha-carboxylate 3-dehydrogenase, decarboxylating-like. Gene Ontology annotation, biological process: steroid biosynthetic process. The record is from RefSeq and is a predicted model, not a curated record. Lineage: Eukaryota; Metazoa; Arthropoda; Arachnida; Ixodida; Ixodidae. Gene Ontology annotation, molecular function: oxidoreductase activity, acting on the CH-OH group of donors, NAD or NADP as acceptor.
UAACGAUUGACGUGUCACGUUUCAGACAAUGCAGCAUCGCUGGUAAGCACCGGCCUUUCGGGGUUGUCCUGGUGACGGGCUCGAGCGGACUGCUGGGUCAUCACGUGGUGCGUGAGCUGCAGAGCCACCCUGGCGUGCAAGAAGUGCGCCUCUUCGACAGCAGACCGUUCGAAAACGGAAUGGGGCACCCGAUGACGAAGACUAUGAAACACGUGGUGGCGAAUGUGUGUGACAAACAAGCCAUGCGGGAAGCCAUGAAGGGCGUCGACGCGGUGAUCCACUGUGCGUCACUAAUUCCUACCACUCUCAUCGAGGACGCAAUGGCGAUGGAAAGAGUCAACGUGCAGGGUACACGGAAUGUGGUCGAUGCCUGCCUCGAAGAGAGUGUGCAGUACCUCGUCUACACGGGGAGCGUGGGCGUGAUUCAGGAUGGAGCCACACGUGCUCACGAGGGCCUGUACGCCGAGACGAAAGCACAGGCUGAAAAGCUCGUCUGUGACGCCAGCGGGAGCUGUCUAAAAGACGGGCUGCGUCGGCUGCAUACCAUCGUCAUCCGCCUGCCACUAAUGUACGGAGAGCUAGAUCAUCGUUUUAUUUCGUCAUUGGUCACGUGGUCUAAGCGAACAUUCAACGUCUAUUUUAGAUUGGGAACGGUGUUUCCGAUGAUCUACGCGGGCAACGCGGCCUCCGUCCACGUUCACGCACUGGAAGCCAUGUGUGAGGACUCGACGCUUUCCGGCCGCUGCAUCGCGGCGGUCGAUGACACGCCCGUCGACAGCGUCGCCUCUCUGUCGCCCCUGGUCGCGGGACACGGCAUACAUGUCUCCAGGCGACCAGUGCCCUAUCCGUUGGCCAUAGCUUUCGCUCUGUGCAUCACAGGCAUUGCCAGAGUGCUGGCGCCGCUCUUCCCAGGCGUUCGCGAUGCCGUGUUGCCGAAGCCGGCGGAUGUCCGAUACAUGUACAGAGGGACCUUCUUCGACCGGUCUGAAGCCAAGGAGGUACUCGCUUGGAGGCCCAAGUAUCCGCCGCAGGAGGCUGUCCAAAUGUCGCGCUCAUUCUAUGAUGCGCUGUAACGAUGGUCAGAACAGAUAAAGUGCGGUUCUAGAGAUUCGGCACUGGUCGCAAUUUCGCGCGCCGUUCAUGUCACCCGCAGAAAGCGGGCCGAAGAAGCGUACGGUGCCGAUGCUCAUCGCUGGAGCAAGCUGCUGACACUGCGAGAGAGCCAAUAGGGCACAAGUUGGUGGACGACGCUAGCGGCCCCUGAAUUCUAAUGGCGGUUCCAUGGAUAUCAAAAGAAAAAAAAAUUAAAUUUUGGGGUUUAAUGUGCCAAAACCACUUUUUGAUUAUGAGGCAUGCCGUAGUGGAGGACUCCGGAAAUUUGGACCACCUGGGGUUCUUUAACGUGCACCUAAAUCUAAGCACACGGGUGUUUUCACGUUUCGCCCUCAUCGAAAUGCGGCCGCUGUGGCUGGGAUUCGAUCCCGCGACCUCGUGCUCAGCAGCCCCACACCAUAGCCACUGAGCAACCACGGCGGGUGAUGUUAAAAGAAUGUAUGCAAGUAAUGGUUAAUGUUGUGUCAUGACUUAUACCUCAAAUUUAGGAAAAAUAGGUGACAGCUGCUAUUAAGGAAGUUAUUACUGGAUAUAAAGUUUCUUAAGUACCAAAUUCUCAAGACAAUUUGUGAAUCGUCAGAAUGGCGGCUGGAGUUCCGCACGGCAGAUGAUGCUGGGUGCUCCGGUUUGAAUUCUUGAAGCGUUCUUUCCUCCUCUUGUCGUGAUGUUUGUCCCGCAGGGAGUAAUCAAGAAAGUAAAAAAGAAAGGCAGCGAGAAUUUAAGAGACCUCUAGAAUCCACGCGAGAGUAAGCUUACAUAGGUGAAGAGGAUAUAUUCAAAGGUAUACUCCUCUCACAGUACUGGCCACGUCCGCCACCUUGAUUGUGGCGCAAUUCCGAGGCUGGCUGUACGUUGUAAGGCUCGGCGAUCAUCGCCCUGCGGCAAUUCAGGAAUAUGGCCUUCAUCGCCCAGCAAAUGAUUAUUUGCGAACUUUACUGUUCUACGACGAAUGAACGAAGCGACGCCAUGGGGUUUCUGCACCUAUGCAUUAUGUCCAGGCAGCAUUCACAGGAGGCGUAUUGCGUUAAAACCGAAACUUAUACAUAGCCUCUCUUUCCGGUGGCAUGCGCUUUGGACUUCUGCUAGGUGUCCUGAAAAAUUGCUCAUUUGCUGUAGAAUGUUUUAGUUAAGAACUGCCUGGAAUAUUACUACAAUGCCCAAGAUUUGUGGCGCCCGGAAGAAAACGGGUCAGAUGCGAAAAAUCGAAGCUCCUGUCGUGCAGCGCUGUUAAUCGAAGCUGACAAUAAAGCUCCAUGCGCGUAGCCUAUAGGGCUGCCAAUGGCUUCCAACUUAGCGGUACAGCCGUGCCUUUUGAGUAAAUGUGCCGUGUUCCGACUAGACUGUGCCGGGACGCCCAAAUGUUCGAAUCACUGGGUGUGUCUGCCGAUAGUCACCAGCUUCUCUCCCCCCUCCGCUCUCGCCCCCCCCCCCCCCCGUCCCGUCCCGUCCCAACUUCU